Molecule: messenger RNA, 1628 nt
Organism: Paramormyrops kingsleyae
Lineage: Eukaryota; Metazoa; Chordata; Actinopteri; Osteoglossiformes; Mormyridae
Gene: nit1
Product: nitrilase 1
Molecular function (GO): hydrolase activity, acting on carbon-nitrogen (but not peptide) bonds, in linear amides
Source: RefSeq, a predicted model, not a curated record
UUAACUGCCUGCAACAAUAGGCUUCAGCUAAUGCCUUGCUAGAUACUCCUGUUUUCUUUUGGAUUUUAAAUUAAUCAAAUUCAGACGCAGACGAUAAUGUUACAUGACAUAUAUAAUUAUUAAAUCGCUUAUAUAAGUUUUCAUAGUUGCCUAGAGAUCUUUUUAUUGGUUAAUGAUUGGGAAGUUUGUCCUAGAGCGAAUUUCCUGGUUUUCAGUAAAGUCAGUGGAUGCUGAGCACGUACUUGCUAUUACUAAUGUAUUAUUUGUAUAUUUCACAUUUAGUUGCUAUUGCCGCUUUCUAAAUAAGCACCGUUGCCUACGGUUCGGCCGGCAGAUAGCUCAGGUUUGCAGAAAACUGGGUGAUCUUUGUCGCUCCAUGGGGCCUGACAAAGGACUUCAGUCGUUUAAUAUUUGUCAUUUUAACACGAUUAAUGAUGAUAUCCAGUUGUUUUGUAGUUGAAUUUAAAUAGUAGAAAGCGCGAAGGUUCGUGAAUAAUAAAUUGUAGCACCUGCGAAUUACGGCUUAUCAGACAUUGUCAAUGCUACUGUUCAAAACCAUUUUGCAGCCCCGUGCGUUGUAUUUGCGUUAUCAGUCAAGCUGGGGUUUUUGCUUAAUAAGAAAGUGCAGGAUGUCCUCUGUCCCAUUGGCUGCAAUUUGUCAGGUGACCUGUACACCUGAUAAGGAAGCCAACUUUGCUGCUUGCAUGCGAUUGGUGGAGCAGGCAAAGGAAGGCGGGGCUAGCAUGGUCUUUCUCCCAGAGGGAUUUGAUUACAUCGGAUCCAACCAAGAAGAGACCCUAAAGCUGUCAGAGAGUCUGCUGGGGAACACCAUCUCACGCUACACCCAGCUGGCCAGGAAACUGGGUAUUUGGCUUUCUCUGGGGGGCUUUCAUGAGAGAGGGGAAGACUGGGAGACAGACAGGCGGAUCUACAAUAGUCACAUCAUCAUUAAUGACACGGGUAGCAUUGUGUCAGUGUACAGAAAGGGCCACCUGUUUGAUGUGGAGCUGACAGGAAAAGGUGUUUCUCUGAAGGAGAGUUCCUUUACUAUACCUGGACACAGUCUGAUGCCCCCUGUUCAAACCCCAGUGGGAAAGGUUGGUCUGGGUGUAUGCUAUGAUCUCCGAUUUCCAGAACUCUCUCUGGCUCUCCUGCGUCACGGAGCAGAGAUUUUGACCUAUCCAUCAGCCUUUACUGUGGCAACAGGUGCUGCCCAUUGGGAGGUUCUGCUUCGUGCUCGGGCCAUUGAGAGUCAGUGUUUUGUCAUGGCUGCUGCCCAAGUCGGGUGUCAUCAUGCCAAACGCAGCUCAUACGGUCAUGCCUUGGCAGUGGACCCCUGGGGAGAGGUGCUGGGUGACUGUGGAGCAACUGAACCGGGUUUGGCUCUGGUGGAGAUCGACCUGCAGAAGCUCAGAGACACCAGGAGGAACAUGCCUGUUCAGCAGCAUCGGCGAGAUGCAAUGUUCUACUGCAGUCUGGACUGAGCAGAAAGCGCCAUGGAAUAUCAGCGGACUCUGCGCAUUAUUUUGUGAAUCACAAAGCACCCCACAUAUGGUUAUGGUGUCAGACUGCCCCAGAAAGUUGUUUAUUCCAGUCUUGUGUUUGUAGCAUUGUAGAUUGUUAAUCAG